AUGCCGAGCGAGAAGAAGCAUGAAGUGCACAGCACACCCGGGUCCGAAGGAUACGAUGACAGCCUGCAGGAAAACAAGAGACAGAUUGGUCUCGUGUCGGCAACUUUCCUGAUCUUUAAUCGCAUGGUGGGCACGGGUAUCUUCGCAACACCCAGCAGUAUAUUGUCGUUGACCGGCAGUGUUGGUCUGGCUCUGUUCAUGUGGGUCGCAGGAAUGCUCAUUGCUGCGGCAGGCAUGGCAGUCUAUCUUGAAUUCGGCACAGCUAUCCCUCGUAAUGGCGGAGAGAAGAAUUAUCUCGAAUAUGUCUUCCGCAGGCCGAAAUUCAUUGCCACUGGUUUCUACACGGGAUACGUCCUCCUACUCGGCUGGGCUGCUUCCAAUUCGAUCGUGUUCGGCGAAUAUAUCCUCCACGCAGCCAACGUCGAGGUAGAUCGCUGGAAUCAGCGUGGUGUUGGCCUCGCCUGUAUCACGACCGCAUUUCUGAUCCACGGCCUGGCUUUGAAAUGGGGAUUGCGCCUUCAGAACCUUUUGGGCAUCAUCAAAUUGAUCAUCAUCUUGAUCAUUAUUGUCGCCGGCUGGGCUGCACUUGGAGGUGCGCUUAAGAUUGAGAAGCCGUCCAACUUCACCAACGCGUUCGAAGGCACCUCUGCCAGUGCGUAUGGAAUCGUGACAUCGCUCUACUACGUCAUCUGGUCAUACAUUGGUUACAGCAACGCCAACUACGCUCUUAGUGAGACGAAAAACCCAGUGCGAACGCUCAAGAUUGCUGCUCCUUUGGCGUUAGCAAGCGUAGCGAUCCUGUAUAUGUUCGUCAACAUUGCUUACUUCGCCGCCGUGCCAAAGGCAGAGAUACUUUCUUCCGGAAGAAUCUUGGCGGCUUCAUUCUUCCGCAACGUGUUUGGUGCACAAGCGGAGCGCGCACUAUCCGUCUUCGUCGCGCUCUCAGCUUUCGGCAACGUUUUGAGCGUCAUAUUCUCGCAAGGACGACUUGUGCAAGAGCUGGGACGAGAAGGCAUCCUGCCAUUCUCUCGAUUUUGGGCUAGCAACAAGCCUUUCAAUGCUCCCCUCGCGGGUCUAUUCGAACACUGGUUGGUGUCAGUCAUCAUCAUGCUUGCUCCGCCUCCAGGAGAUGCGUACAACUUUGUCCUCAACGUCAUCUCCUACCCACUCGCCAUCGUCAACACAUUCGUCGCAUUGGCGCUUAUAUACCUCUACCUGAAUCGGGAGGCCUGGAGCUGGACAUCGCCCGUUAGAGCUACUUUGCCAGUGGCGAUAUUCUUCUUUCUCAGCAAUGUCUUCCUCGUGGUCGCACCGUUUGUUCCACCCAGCAAUGGAGUGAGCAUCUACGAGUCACUGCCUUACUGGUUGCAUUGUAUUGUGGGCUGGGGUAUCAUUGCGGCGGGAGGAGUAUAUUGGCUCGUAUGGGCGAUGAUCUUGCCCAAACUUGGAAAGUACGAGUUGGUCCGGGAGGAACAUGUCGAUGAGUUGAAUGGUUGGCCUCGUUUCGAAUUCAUUCGAAGACGAUUGUGA
Molecule: messenger RNA, 1530 nt
Organism: Dissoconium aciculare CBS 342.82
Lineage: Eukaryota; Fungi; Ascomycota; Dothideomycetes; Mycosphaerellales; Dissoconiaceae
Product: putative methionine permease
Exons: 5
Coding region: 1-1530 (509 amino acids)
Biological process (GO): amino acid transmembrane transport
Cellular component (GO): membrane
Molecular function (GO): L-amino acid transmembrane transporter activity
Source: RefSeq, a predicted model, not a curated record